This is a messenger RNA of Striga hermonthica, 2289 nucleotides long. The record is from the annotation of a GenBank genome assembly. NCBI's taxonomy places the organism in Eukaryota, Viridiplantae, Streptophyta, Magnoliopsida, Lamiales, Orobanchaceae.
AUGGCGGCGGCGGCCGCUCCGUGCAUCAAAGGCGGCUCUUUGAUGGUCAACGGGGAGACGCUGUUGACUCGUGUCCCGUCAAACGUCGCCGUUUUCCCGGUGACUGACAGCUCAUCUUGUUCUUCCUCCUCUGCUGCGUUUCUUGGUGCCAGCUCGAGUGUCCCCAGCUCAAGACAUGUUUUUGGUCUUGGGGUUCUCAAAGAAUAUAGGUAUAUGUGUCUCUUCAGACAUAAAAUUUGGUGGAUGAUACCUCGUUUCGGAAGUUCGGGAAGAGAUAUUCCCAUGGAAACACAAAUGCUGCUAUUGGAAGUUAGGCUAGAGUCUGUUGCGGUGUGUGAUGAUAAUUUAUCAGUAAAAAAUGGCCACAACACUUUCUAUGUUUUGUUGUUGCCCGUUUUAGAAGGACAGUUUAGGGCUUCGUUGCAAGGUAAUUCAGCUAAUGAGCUCGAGUUCUGCGUUGAAAGUGGGGACACCCAUGUUCAAACCUCGGAGGUAUCAGAAUCGGUCUUUGUAAAUUCGGGGAACAACCCGUUUGAGCUCAUUACAGAUUCUUUCAGGAUAAUUGAGCAGCACAAAGGCACAUUUACUCAUAUUAAACAUAAAAAGAACCCUAGUCAUUUAGAUUGGUUUGGUUGGUGUACGUGGGAUGCUUUCUAUAAAGAUGUUAAUCCACGGGGCAUUAGAGAUGGUAUUGAAAGUUUUAUUGAAGGAGGUUGUCCACCAAAGUUUGUGAUUAUCGAUGAUGGAUGGCAAGAUACAUUUAAUGAGUUCCAAAAGCAAGGAGAACCUUUUAUAGAAGGGACACAAUUCGCGAGUAGAUUAAUCGAUAUCAGUGAAUGCUCCAAGUUCAUGGACUUUGGUGACGAAGAUAGUAACUGUCGUGACCUGCAUGACCUCGUCCAAAUGAUCAAGGAAAAAUAUGGUGUCAAAUUUGUAUACGUGUGGCAUGCGUUGAUUGGUUAUUGGGGUGGGCUCCUUCCUUCAUCCGAGAAAAUGAAGAAGUACAAUCCCAAGAUAACAUAUCCCAUACAAUCUCCUGGCAACGUAGGAAACACACGGGACAUAGCCAUGGAUAGCUUAGAAAAAUACGGAGUUGGUCUUAUAGAUCCCGAUAAAAUUUUUGAUUUUUACAAUGAUCUCCACAGCUACCUCUCGGGCAUCGGCAUUGAUGGAGUAAAAGUAGACGUCCAAAAUCUCAUCGAGACGCUCGGAACGGGCCAUGGCGGUCGGGUUUCUCUCACUAGACGAUACCAAGGAGCACUUGAGGAGUCUGUUGCAAGAAAUUUCAAGGAGAGUAACUUGAUAUGUUGCAUGAGUCAUAAUUCUGAUUCGAUUUACAGCUCAAAGAGAAGUGCCACCUCAAGAGCAUCCGAAGAUUUCAUGCCCUGGGAACAUAAAUUUCAGACAUUGCAUGUUGCCUCUGUGGCCUUCAAUAGUCUUCUAUUGGGGGAGAUUGUUGUGCCUGAUUGGGACAUGUUUCAGAGUGAUCAUUACGCUGCAGAAUUCCAUGGCGCAGCACGAGCUGUGGGCGGAUGCCCUGUGUAUGUGAGUGACAAGCCGGGCAAGCAUGAUUUCAAGUUACUCAAGAAGUUAGUAUUGCCUGAUGGGUCCAUACUGAGAGCCAAAUAUGCUGGUCGGCCCACUCGUGACUGCUUAUUUGUGGACACAGUAAUGGACGGGAAAAGCUUAAUGAAAAUAUGGAACGUGAACAAAUUUUCUGGAUUAGUCGGAGUUUUCAACUGCCAAGGAGCUGGAAAUUGGCCGUUGAGAGAUGGGCCGCCACAUGAUUCCGAUUCAUCCUCUGAGUCAUCAGUUUUAUCGGGCCGUGUUAGUCCUGAGGACAUUGAUUUUCUUCAACAAGUAGCUGACGAAAGCUGGAAUGGGGAUUGUGCUGUCUAUGCUUUCCAUUCUGGUUCCCUUUCCCGAUUGUCGAAAGAAGAAGCCGUUGAAGUUGUGUUAGGCACUCUCGAAUGUGAAAUAUUCACAAUCUCCCCAAUAAGGGUUUUCAACGAACUAGUCGAUUUUGCUCCGAUUGGACUGAUCGACAUGUUCAACUCGGGUGGCGCUAUCGAAGGUGUGAGCUUCAUAAACGAGCCUUUCAAGAGCACGGUGAGAAUAAAAGCACGUGGCUCUGGUGCCUUUGGCGCUUACUCAAGUGAAAAACCAAUUUACUGUGCAGUGAACGGAGAGAAAGAGGAAUUUGAAUACAAUUCGGAUAAAAGGUUGUUGAUAAUUAAACUCGAGGGUGAAUGCGGUGUUGGGGAUAUUUAUCUGGGAUAUCAAUUCUGA